Molecule: messenger RNA, 1141 nt
Organism: Phaethon lepturus (White-tailed tropicbird)
Lineage: Eukaryota; Metazoa; Chordata; Aves; Phaethontiformes; Phaethontidae
Product: zinc finger CCCH-type antiviral protein 1-like
Exons: 9
Molecular function (GO): metal ion binding
Source: RefSeq, a predicted model, not a curated record
AUCUUGUAAGUACUCACAUGACAUCAUCAAUGCUGAGAACAAAAAAGUUCUAAAGAUCCAUGAGUUGUCUGGCCUUGAUGAGAAUGAGCUGCGAGUCCUGCUUCUCCUGAGUGACCCUUUCCUCCUCCCUGAUGUCUGCCCAUUUUACAACCGAAAGGAUGGUACCUGCAGCCAGCAAAACUGCAACAAGCUUCAUAUUUGUCGACACUUUCUGCAAGGGGAAUGUAGAUUUCUUUCUUGCAAGAGGUCGCAUAACCUCUUGGAUACCCAUGCAUUGAGAGUGUUGGAAACUGGAGGCAUUGAUGUGACCAUGGCUUCAAACAUCCAGACUAUAUAUGAUCACAAGCAUGUGGAAUUCAACAAGGAGCUGAAGAAGGGCAAAAGUGCCAGUAGCGAUGUAACUGGUCAGAGUACACACCGCUUGCCAACAGCAGCUGGAGGUAAAGACAAAGAUAAAAAAGACGAUUCCUCUGCUAAAGCUUUGAAGGAUAACAAAGAAGAUAAGUGUGAUGAGAUAUGCGUGUUCUAUGUCUGGAAGUACUGCAAGCAUAAAGAUAAAUGCAGAUUUGUUCAUUACCAUUUGCCAUAUCGAUGGCAGGUAUAUAAUGGGAUCACCUGGAAUGACCUUUCCAUGAUGGAAGAAAUUGAAAAGGCCUAUUGUGACCCAAAAAACAGCAGCAUAGCAGGUAAGAAUAUUAAUUUCCAGACAAUGACCUGCUGUUCGUCUUCACUUCGACGUCUCUCUACGCCAUCAUCAGUCACAAAACCCACAUUUGCAUUGACUACAAAGUGGAUUUGGUAUUGGAAGAAUGACCAAGGCCAGUGGAUUGAAUAUGGAGAACAGGGAGAAGGGGAUAGUGUGAAAUCGCCAUCUUCUGAUGUUAUUGAGAAUUUGUAUCUAGCAGAUCCAGAUGCCACCAUAUCUUUCCAGGCUGGCUUGCAUGAUUAUGAUCUCAGUUUUAAAGAAAUGACCCAGACAAACAUCUCUUUUAAAACCAGAAGAAGGGUCUGCAGGCGACCAAAGUUUGUGUCUUUUGAAGAUGUGCAGAAGAUAAAGAAAGGACAGAGGGAUUCUUCUAUUCCAAAUCAAGCCUGUCCUAUCCACUGGGAUCAAUCUGCACUGCCCGACUUGGGAUACAAG